AUGAGAAAUAUAAUCACUUACGCCCGCGAAUUCCUCGCCUCAAUUGGUUUCCUGAGACCAUCCUCAGGCACGUCCAUCACAAGCUUAUUUAGCACCCUUCCAGGCCAUCGCCGCAUCCUCCUUAGCGACCUUGACGAUGCUGGCAAGUCUACUCUCUUGCGCUCUCAUUUGGUGACCAAUGUAAAAGAUAUAUCUGCCGUCGUAGGCCUGAUUGGCCAUCAACUUGAAGUCUAUAGAUGCGGGAAUGUCACUUUCCAAACCAUUGAUCUCGGUGGCGGUAGGCCUGAGCCAUACUGGAGAAUAGAGAGGUCGUUCAUGAAGCACUGCGAUGUACUUGUAUGGGUCGACGACUCGUCUGAUCACGACCGCCUCAUAGAAGCAAGAGAAGAGCUUUUCAGAGCUGUACGCCACCAAGACGGAUUGCGCAAAGGGAUCCAGGUAUUGAUUUUAGCAAAAAAGCAAGAUAAGAGUAACGCUCGUACAGCAGAGCAGAUAAAAGGAUUCUAUGUGGACGAUUGUUCGUCCCCUCUAGUAAAUACGCCACAUGCGAUCUUUGAAUCGAGCAUCAAGACUGGCGAGGGAUUAUUCGAGGCUUUUGAAUGGCUGAGCCACACUGUUGAAAGCAGGAUGAAAUAUGACACUGGCAUCAGUGAAAAGGUUCCGCUCUACGGCAAAGAGGAAGAAGCGACUAAAAUCAUUAUGGGAGGACUACAGUCUAGUCAAAAGGAGGAGAUCGGCGAGAAUACAGGGCUGCAUGCUCAUUAA
Messenger RNA from Fusarium verticillioides 7600, 765 nucleotides. RefSeq lists its product as hypothetical. The coding region runs from base 1 to 765 and encodes 254 amino acids. The record is from RefSeq and is a predicted model, not a curated record. Gene Ontology annotation, molecular function: GTPase activity; GTP binding. Gene Ontology annotation, cellular component: microtubule cytoskeleton; cytoplasm. The transcript is spliced from 3 exons. NCBI's taxonomy places the organism in Eukaryota, Fungi, Ascomycota, Sordariomycetes, Hypocreales, Nectriaceae.